Molecule: messenger RNA, 5499 nt
Organism: Macaca mulatta (Rhesus monkey)
Lineage: Eukaryota; Metazoa; Chordata; Mammalia; Primates; Cercopithecidae
Gene: ZFTA
Product: zinc finger translocation associated
Biological process (GO): negative regulation of DNA-templated transcription
Source: RefSeq, a predicted model, not a curated record
CCGGGGCCCCGCUCCGCAGCGCAGCGCAUGGAGCCCGGUGGGGACCACCGGAGCCGGAGCAGCGGCGGCAGGGGCGGCCCCGGGCCAGCAGUGGCCUCGGCACGGGGCCGACGGCUGCCGCCCGCCGGAUCGAGCGGCAGCGCGGAGCCGGAAGAAGACGAAGGCGGGCAAGAUCUUCAGCUGGAAGGGGGUGCCUUGGGGUCCUGGGGGAGUGCCCCCCUGCCCUCCUCCAGGGCCAGGGGACCAACAUCUUCAGGCAGGAAAUACUCAGACCACUGUGAGGCCCGGGCUUCAAGGCCUGGAAAAAGCCGCAUCCCUGGCCGUGACCACCGGCGCUACUACCACGACCACUGGCGGCUGGAGUACCUGAUGGACUUCAACCCUGCCCGGCACGGCAUGGUGUGCAUGGUGUGCGGCAGCUCCCUGGCCACCCUCAAGCUCAGCACCAUCAAGCGCCACAUCCGCCAAAAGCACCCCUACUCCUUGCACUGGAGUCCCCGGGAGAAGGAAGUCAUCAGCAACAGCUGGGAUGCACACCUGGGGCUGGGGGCCUGCGGAGAGGCCGAGGGCCUGGGGGUCCAGGGGGCUGAGGAGGAGGAGGAGGAGGAAGAAGAGGACGAGGAGGAGGGGGCUGGUGUCCCCGCUUGCCCGCCCAAGGGCCCAGGCAAAGCCCCAGCUGGUGGGGGCUGCCGGCGCCAGCGGCGAGGGGGCCCAGUGGCACCCCGGGCUCGGCGUCUUCGCCUCUCAGCCUCCCGGAGGGCCGGGGGCAGCAGGGGGCUGGGGGCCCGGCGCCUGGAGAGGAGGCUGAAGGAGUCCCUGCAGAACUGGUUCCGGGCCGAGUGUCUCAUGGACUAUGACCCGCGGGGGAACCGGCUGGUGUGCAUGGCCUGUGGUCGGGCACUGCCCAGCCUGCACCUGGACGACAUCCGUGCCCACGUGCUGGAGGUGCACCCCGGCUCCCUGGGGCUCAGCGGCCCCCAGCGCAGUGCCCUGCUGCAGGCCUGGGGGGGCCAGCCUGAGGCGCUGUCUGAGCUCACCCAGUCCCCACCAGGCGAUGACCUCGCCCCCCAGGACCUGACCGGAAAGAGCCGGGACUCGGCCUCCGCUGCUGGAGCCCCCACCUCUCAGGAUCUCAGCCCCCCAGACGUAAAGGAAGAGGCUGGCUGGGUCCCUGAGAGGCCCGGGCCCGCAGAGGAGGAGGAGGAGCUGGAGGAGGGCGAGGGCCAGAGGGCGGGGGUCCCGGGCCGGUCGCCGCGGGGCCGCGCCCACCGCCGCCACCCCCAGGAGCGCUGGCGGCUGGAGUACCUCAUGGAGCUGGACGGCGGCCGGCGCGGCCUGGUGUGCGGGGUGUGCGGGGGCGCGCUGGCCUCGCUCAAGAUGAGCACCAUCGAGCGCCACAUCCGCCGGCGCCACCCGGGCUCCACGCGCCUCGGCGGGCCCGUCCAGGCCCUCAUCGCCCGGGAGUGGAGCGAGAAGGCCGCCCACCUGCUGGCCCUGGGGCUGCCCCGCCCCGAGUCCCCCCGGGGCCCCGCCGCCCCGGACACAGCCGCAGUCUCCGAGGAGGGGGGAGGGGACGAGGAGGAGGAGCCAGAGGAGGAGGAGGAGUGGGGCGACGUUCCGCUGUCUCCUGGGGCUCCCUUGGAACGGCCCGCCGAAGAAGAGGAGGACGAAGAGGACGGCCAGGAUCCCGGGGGACUCGCCUUGCCGCCGCCGCCUCCCCCGCCGCCGCCCCCGCCCCGCAGCCGGGAGCAGCGGCGGAACUACCAGCCGCGCUGGCGGGGCGAGUACCUGAUGGACUACGACGGCAGCCGGCGCGGCCUGGUGUGCAUGGUGUGCGGGGGCGCGCUGGCCACCCUCAAGGUGAGCACCAUCAAGCGCCACAUCCUGCAGGUGCACCCCUUCUCCAUGGACUUCACGCCCGAGGAGCGCCAGACUAUCCUGGAGGCCUACGAGGAGGCGGCGCUGCGCUGCUACGGCCACGAGGGCUUCGGGCCGCCCGCCCCGGCGCCGCGCGACGGCGGCGCGGACCUCAAGUCUGGCGCCGUGUGUCGGGCGUAGCGGCCUAGCGGGCCCACGGGUCGGGUCGGGUCGGAUCGGGCUCUCCUCGCCCUGUGCUCGCCUGGACCUCCCACUUGGCAGAUCCUCGCGCCAGGUGUUAGAGCUUCCCGCGGCCGCGCCCCCCGCUGGCCGGGCCGGGCGGAGACUGGGGAUCGGGUGGGGCCACCGGCGUUCGCGCGGUGCCGCUUGGGUCCCUGAGCCAGUCGGUACGCUGCGGGAAUGCGCACUCUCCCAUCGGCCCAGAGCCCUGCCCUCCCCGCGCAGGGCCCACGUUUUCCGAGAAUCCAAAACGGCCUCCAAGUGUUAGCGCCGAGCGCUCCCGGCCGCACCCCGCGAGGGAAUCCUCCGCAGGCCGGGACUGGGGGCGCCGUCAGUCAGUAUUGGGGCUACGCAGGCUCUGGCCCUGGCCCUGGCUGGGGGCCCAGUUCUCUGCAGCCUUGCACGCCGGCAGGCACGGCUCCCGGCUCGGGGGCUGCUGGCUGCCCUUCCCUAAUUGGGAUUCUCGGCCUCUCGGAGGCCCCGGCUGCGGACUGGGGCUUCCAGCGGGAGGCUGGGCCGCGGGGCUCGGGAGCCUUCCCGGGCUGGCAAGGCGCAUUGGACCGAGGGCGGGGCGAUGCGCCCGGGGCCCGAGCCGGACCAGCUGCGCCUACCUCCGGGGCAGGCUCAGUGGGAACCGUGCGCCUGGCGGCUCCACCCUUCUCCCGGGCCGCUGCCACGCCCUCCAGGACAUCUUGUAAAGGGAUUAGCACUUUUUUCCUUUGCUCCUCUUGCCCCGAGGGCCCUUGCUUACCCCUAAACUCAGAGUCGGGCGCCACCAGGUCCGGGGGAGCCCGGGGCACAGGCGGUCCCGGCAGUCAGCCUUCGAUUCCCGCUCCAUCCCCAUCCCCCUUUGUCCGCGGUGGAUGCGGCGCCGGUUCUCAACCCGCAGGGCCUGGGGCCGGGCCUCGGUCUCUUUUCCCCGUGGCAGCCCCAGGCCCUGUGGGGCAGGGAAGGGGCCCCGCGAUCUCCCAGGCAGGUCCGAGAGGGAUGUGUAGAUUCAUUCUCCCGUGGAGAACAGGUGGCCCCGAGAUCAGGCCCUUUUUUGCUCUUUGUAUUUUAUUUUGAAACUGUAUUUAAUGCUUUUAUAUGAAAGGGGGAGGGGCGGGGACAGAGGACCCAGUCACCCUUAUGUGCAAAUGUCUUAUUUAUUAUGCGUGUAUCAGAGAUAAGCUGUGAGAGGUGGUGGAGGGAGGACCUGAAGGAAGGAGGAGCGAGGGCAGAGGCGGGGACGGGAGGACCCCAACUAGCUGUGCUGAUGUUACUCUUGCUGGGAGACCCCGGGCCCUACUGUCUGCUCUUCACAAAGCCAGGCUGCUGCAGGGACAGUUCCCUCGGUCCUAAAGUCGGGGCGGGGAGGCUAGUGGGUGGAACUUGAGGGUUAGGUCUGGAGAAAGAGAUGCCCUGGCAGCGGGGGCCAGCCCCUGCUUCGGGGUGGGAAAGCAAAGGGCAAAGAGGAGGUCCCUCCUCUCACUCCUGACCCCCAGGCCAGAACCCAAGGUUCAAGUGCCUCAGGCCCAGUCCCCUUGACUCUUCCUGUUUGGGAGUUGGAUUUUAUACCACGGAUUUUAUAGCAUUUUUAUAUAAUUCAAGAUUGUCAGAAUUGGAAAGGGCCCUGAGAUCACUAGUACCACCCUCCUCCCCUUCACAGAUAGGUAAAUUGGAGCCCAGGAACCCAGAUGGCCAUACAGCCAGGUAGGCACAGUAGAAGAACUAGAAUGAAAAUUCUAGCUCCCGACUCAGUGUUCUUUACCCGAUACCAGGCUGCUUCCCAAUUCACUGGUUAUUAAAAUUUAUCAGGCCUGCCGAAGGAUUGACAUGCUGGGCACUGCAGGCCACCACAGUGGAUAUAUGACUCCUGAAGGUGGCAAAGCCCUGCACACUGCUUUGGGAUGAGCACGCUGAGCUCUGCAAGGCCUCAGCUGGAAGGCGCCGUGGGCUCGGCCUUCCUCUCCCCAGCAGAACUCGAGGCGGGGCGCUGCCACCGGGCCCAAGGCCUCCUCGGCAGGGGGCUUUGUUCUUUUUGUUGUGGAGGCCACCAGGGAUUCAGGAAGAUCCUGAAUGGGUUGUCAGUUGACUGAAAAGUAAAUUCCCAGUGAGUUUGAACCUCCAGGGUUUUGGGGACAGUAUUAAAAGCUUGAGAACGGAGAUUAUGGAUGGCACCAGGCUGUGCACUGCCAUUCUUUUACUUUCCUUCAUGUAUUUUUUCAGAUCCAGAGUAUUAACACCCUCAAUAUUACUCUGCCUGCUCAAAAACAGUAGGUAAAUUGGGGCAACCAAUUUAUAAUCACUCAAGCCCACUGCCAAAGUUCAGAUAAGCCAGGGCGGAGGAGUUAGAGGUUUUCCCCCCUCCACAGGCAGGGAGAGGCCUCAGGAGGAGAGUGGACAUGUUUACUGAGACAGCCCCAAACACACCAGCUCAAAGUGUGUCUCAGAGCAGCAGCAUCACCUUAGGAAUCUGCCAGAAGUAAAAAUUCUUGGGCCAUACCCUAGGGUUACUGAAUCAGAAACUUGGUUGGGGCCUAGCAGUCUGUUUUCAUGAGCCCUUCACUGAUCUUAAUGCAGCUGAAGUGCUGGGCACCCGUGAUGGGGAAGGGCUGCGGUCGUGAUUCCGGUGAUUUCUGCUUUGUUGGAAGUUACGGCCUCACAGGUUAGAGGCUGCAAGUUGAGUUGGCCUUCUUGCCUAGGUGUGCCUCCUUGCCUUGGGAUUCUGACAUGAACAGGUGAAGUCUCCAUGAUUUUUUUUUUUUGUUAAUGGUAUGCUUGCUAUUAUGGCCAAUAUGUAAAUGUUACUCUGAAUACAUAUUUAUAUACCAUGUUACUUAGUGACAUUAUUCAGACAUUUGUAUGCGUAUUUGUGAAGUUGUUUGCAUCAGUCAUUUAAAGAAUAUUUCAGCCUAAGUUUUCUAAGAGGUAUGUUGAAUACAUUUUUAAAAGCCAGCUUAAGGGUCACAGCAGCCUUAGUUUAGGAGAAGAGCUAAUCACAGGUGACCACUCAAGUUUUUUCAAUGAAGACCUGAUGAUGUAUUUAGUUCCCAUUUUCCAUGGUGAUUGACUCAAUUUAAGUGCAUUGUGGCUAUAUGUAAUUUACAGGCUGCUUUACGUUGCAGGUGGGGAAAUCUCCUAGGCUGGUGUGAGGCCGAUCUGGGAUAAAAGACCCCCUGACCCCUCCUCAUUCUAAGGUCACCACCUCUUAGAGGGUCUCUUAUUUUCUUUCGGAGAUCAAAUGCACAGUUAUGCUCUACAACUAAAUUCUGCAGUCUUGGGAAUCCUUACGAUUAUCAACUGUUAGUCACUUUUUAAAGCCCCCAAAGUGGAGUGAGGAUAGGGGGAGUGGAAGCAGUGUUUGGUUCUUACUUUACCCAAACUGUGUAUAAAGAAUAAAGUUAGCAGAAUGAUGCCACA